Molecule: messenger RNA, 4038 nt
Organism: Caenorhabditis auriculariae
Lineage: Eukaryota; Metazoa; Nematoda; Chromadorea; Rhabditida; Rhabditidae
Source: the annotation of a GenBank genome assembly
AUGCCGAAUGACAGCGAUGGCUCAGUCAACGGCAUCGAAAAUCCCAACGCCAAUCCGCAUCUCAUUUUUCCCGCUCACGUCCCGGAAGCACCGCGAAACGCUUCAAAUGAGCCCGUUACUCCUGAAAAUCACAGAAAACCCCCUAAACCUACUGAGUUGAUCAGUUUUUCCUUUCAUUCGAACAUUAAAUUUUGCAGACCAAAGAAAGAGGAAAUGUUUGGUUUGUACGAGAAAGAUGACGAGAAAAAUGACGAGAAAGCUUCAGAGUGAGUUUCCAGUUGAUCUCAUUGCCAAAUAAAGUUUUUGAAGUGAGGAGAACGGUUUCGGGAAGCCCGACUUCAACUUGAGAUGCGUUUCUUUGCCUCACGCCGGUUUCCACGCUCCUUCCACUGAGGUUUUUUUUAUUUUUAAAUCAUUAUGACUUCAAAGAUAGGUUUUCAGAGAAAAACUUUCAGAAUUUAAAAUAAACUCCAGUUAUUUCAGAAGCAUUCGGUGACGGCUCCAAAUAACUUGCAACAAUCUGGAGCGACCACGGAUCAGUUAAUUGAUACUUCACGACGGUUGUCCAUGGAUGAGGUAGUUCGUGAAAAAGUUUAAGAUAAAAUAGACAAAUUAAAAAAAGUUCAGUCAUUAUAAAACGUUGUGAAAUUUUUUUACUUCAUUUUAUGUUUGGAGAGUAGAAAUUUUUCUUAGCCCACAAAAAUCCUACAUAUUUUCAGGGAAACGCGAGUAAAAAAGUUACGGAUUACUACAAAAAACAGAACGAGCUUCUCGAAAACUUUAAAAACGACAGUGAGCAGAUCGAGGUGAUAAAAAUGGAGGAAAAUGUUCAUUUUUUUUUAUGAUUCAGGCGUUCAAAAAAACUCGCACGAGGCAACGGCUGAACUCCUCAAUUAGUGAAUUCGACAAGGAAAAGCUGAAACAGGCGGACGAACAGAAUGAACAGAAGGAGGUUGAUUGAUUAAAAAGAAUGUCUUUGUUUAAUCGGGUUUUCCGACAGCAGGACCCGGAGCCUGUGCAGCCAGUGGAGAAGGAGGUCCCAGUUACGAAAGAUGAGACGAUUGCCUGUCCAGAAGAUGUUCCGACAGAUCUCAAGGUCCUUUUUUUUCUUCAUUAGAAAUGACAUUUUCCCAGUUUCAGUUUGAGAAUUGUGAGAAACAAGCCUUGAUCUCCGCCCCUGAAACGGAUCGUCGUUCUUUGUCCGGAGUUUCCAGAGACUCCUUGAUGUGCGAUCUUUUCAGAGGAAAUUUCAAUUAAUGUCUUUCUAGGGCUCGACAUGAAGCACAGCUCAAAAGCGAAGAGAGAGCUUCCAAAGCGGCUUUGCGACUCACAAGAAUCACGCUUUUUGUGAACUUCCUGCUGAUGGUGGCCAAGGUAGGGAGAAAAUUAAAAGAAAAGUCGUUUAUAAUCCGAAAAAAAGAUGAAUUUCCAAAAAAAAAGGUGAAAAAGGAAAAUGCUUUAUUUUUUUCCAAUUUUGAGAAAUAUCUGAGCAUUUUCAUUCCGCAGAUAUGAUCAGGAAGUCUACAAAAUUUCAAAAUUAAAAGUGCAUUUUUGGGAAUGAAAUUCGAACGUCAUUCUUCCUUCUUUCUUCCUUUUGAAGAAGUGUUACCGAAAACUUGAAUUUAUUUCUCGAGGGAAAAAAAUUGCAUUUGAAGUUAAAUUAAAAGAGCUCAAAAAAGAAAAAAAAAUUCCUUUGAUCCUUGUAGGUGACGGCCUCGGUGCUCUCCGGCUCGAUGUCGAUUAUUUCGUCGAUGGUGGACUCCGUCGUCGAUCUCACCUCGGGUCUCGUUUUGUCGGUCUCGACGCGAAUGAUCCGCAAACGCGACCCGUACCUGUAUCCCCGCGGAAGAACUCGUCUCGAACCUCUCUCAUUGGUCAAUUUUUUGAAUCAAAUAUACUUUCAGUGGGAUUCGCCGCCUUCUUGACCCAGUCAUGAGAUAGAAAUGGAAAAAAAAAGCUGAAGAAAGCUGUGAAUUAAAUCCAAAAUAUAACGUGGAAACGAUUUCCUUGACCAAAAAUAGCUGUUAGGCUUGAGAAAUGCUUCAAAAAGUUGAAAUUUAAUUGUCAAUUUUAAAAUCUUUCCAACGUCUUUUUUCGGAUCUUUUUUGGUCGUACGACUUCUAAAUAAUAAUAUAGAUAUAACAAGAGAGAGAGAGUCUUCUUUAGCAAUUAUUAGUGGAAUGAAAUCGUGAACUUGAAAAGUCAGAUCAAAUAAUAAGCAAAAAAAAGAGUAAUUUGGAAUCAAAACCAUUACUACUCCAGUCGUAAUUAAAGCGAAAUAACAAAGUUCGAAUUACAGAUUCUGAUCAGUGUGAUCAUGGGAAUGGCCAGCAUCCAACUGAUCAUCAAUUCGGGGAGAAGAAUUCACGAGGCUUUUGUUUUUGACACCACAGGUUUUUGGAAACUCGAAAUAAAAAGCAAAACCGAUCUCAAUUUGAAGGCGACGGACAAAAGCCGAAAUUGGACGUCACUUGGGUUUCUGUCGCAAUCAUGGCUGUUACUAUUGUCGUCAAAAUCGUCUUGUACAUCAUUUGUCAAAAGUAUUCCAGUCAUUGAAUUGUUUUACCUGUUCCCGUGGACUCAGAUAUAAGAAAGACGCCUCGAUCGCCGUCCUUGCCUUGGAUCAUCGAAACGAUUGCAUCUCGAACACUGUCGCGUUGACUUGUGCUUGGCUUGGAACUAGGUUUGCGUACAUGUUUUGUGUGUUUAGAAUUUGACUUCAAAAAAUGGCUUGAGAUUUGAAGGCGCCAGGUAAAGCCAAAGCUGAAACUUUGCUACCACAAUGGCGAUUUUUCCUUUUCCGAAGAGUACUGUAUGUGAAAGACUUGGUGUGUGCUCUUGCGUGUUUGCACGUUUUGAAGGCCCCAUCUCUGUUUUUUUUUUUCUAAUUUUGCUCUUAAUUUCAUCGAAAUAGAUUUAAACUUAAGUAAAAUGUUGUACAUCAAUUAUUCUGUCUGACUUGUUUUACAAAAAAUAUAAAAAUUUUAAGAUAAGUAGGAGAAAACGCGUGGAAGACCACUGAAAAUCUGCAAACACGCUAAUUGCGGACUUUCUCAUACAGUACUCUCGCUCCUGUCUUUGCGACCCUGAAACUUCCCAUAUCGCGCCUUGAAACGAUAGUUUUUGGCUUUCCAUUGCGUCUUUAGACCAUCUACAUUUUUCGCAAAUGAAAAAUUUCUCUCUUAUACUUUUUUAUUCAGUCUUUCUUACUACAUGGAUCCGGUCGGCGCCAUCCUCGUCUCUCUCUACAUUUUGUACACUUGGGUGAACACUGGAAAAGAAUACAUCACGAAAUUGAGUGGAAAGUCGGCUGAGCCUGAAUUCAUCAAUAGAAUCAUCAAGGUUUCUGUUUUAUCGGAUUUGAUGAAUGAAACACUUCGUUGUUGAGGUUUGUAUUGAUCACGAUCCGCGAAUAUCUCAUCUCGAGACGGUUUACGUUUAUCACUACGGCACCAAGUUUUUGGUCGAGGUUUGUUUGAAAAAAAAACAUUUGAUAGAGAAAAAAGUCUCUUAUUUCUUGUUAUUUUUUCCAAUAAAUAAGCUAGGAAGUUUCAUUAAUGUUCAAUUUUUUUGGUGAGACCCGAAACGGCUGCGCGUUAUAAUAUCUUCAAUUAUAAAUUUAUUUCCAAUCACAAACUUUGAAGAAAUUUUAUUGAAAAACCUUAUCACAGCAUUGAAUUUUUCACAUUAACUUCUCAACCUUCUUACUGUUAUAACUCAUUGGAAUGUAUUAUUUUUAUUAAUUAUCCCUCCAUUAUUCAUUAAACUUUUUUUUUCACAUGCAGUAUCGUUUUUAAGAGGUGAAGCUUCCGACAGUCAGAGAGCUAUGUUUAAAUAUAAAGUUAAUAAAAUGUAUUCAAAGAGAAACAUUUUGAGGUGCACAUUGUUUUGGACGAGAAAAUGUAUCUGAGAGACGCCCACGACAUCAGCGAGGCCCUGCAAAUCAACAUCGAAAGUCUCCCGGAAGUGGAAAGAGCCUUCGUCCACACCGACUACGAGUUCAACCAUCAUCCAGAAGACGAACACAAACUUGUCUAG